Manis pentadactyla (Chinese pangolin) is the source of this 804-nucleotide messenger RNA. It is a transcript of the gene NMB, whose product is annotated as neuromedin B. The record is from RefSeq and is a predicted model, not a curated record. The coding region runs from base 94 to 699 and encodes 201 amino acids. NCBI's taxonomy places the organism in Eukaryota, Metazoa, Chordata, Mammalia, Pholidota, Manidae. The transcript is spliced from 4 exons. Gene Ontology annotation, molecular function: neuromedin B receptor binding; neuropeptide hormone activity. Gene Ontology annotation, biological process: positive regulation of hormone secretion; neuropeptide signaling pathway. Gene Ontology annotation, cellular component: neuron projection.
CCCGCUCUCAGGGCGCGGGUUUAAAAGGAGGGAAGGCGGGCGCCCGACUCAGCCGCUGCGGAGUGUGGGGUCGGCAGCCGCCUGGGCACAGCCAUGGCCCUGCGGGCGGAGGGCGCGCGGCUGCUCGGCGGCCUCCUGCUCUUCGCUUUGCUGGCCGCCGGCACCGCCUCACCCGGCUUUGACCUCCAGGAGCCCCGCGGCCGGGCCGGCAAGAUCCGCGUGCACCCGCGGGGCAACCUCUGGGCCACCGGUCACUUCAUGGGCAAGAAGAGUCUGGAGGCCCCCAGCCCAUCCUUCCUGGGGACAGCGCCCCAGAUCUCCCUGAGGGCCCGGCGUCUGCAGCGGAGUCACGACCUGCUUGGGAUCCUCCUGCUGAAGAAGGCUGUGGGCCCGGGCCCUGGCGGCCCAGCACCGCGCACCCAGCACGACGCCUGGCGCACAGAAAGCACUCAAGAAACAGGAGCCCUUGCCAGUCCGAGAGCUCCCCGGCAGCACCUGUUGCUGGCUCACCUUCUGUCCCCUCCCUGGCUUACAGAGGCUGCUGGUGCAAAUGCUGCAGAAGUGAUGCCUUUAAUGAGGAAGAUACAACAACGGGGCUCUGACUGUGCCCACCCAGGGAAGGUGCUGCAUGGGACCCUGGUAGGGGUCCCACCUGGAUGUAAAUCCUGGGCUCAGACCUCUGUUACUCCAUUUCUGUGAUUUGUGGUUGGGCUGCCAGGAGUAUCACCAAUGUGGACACAAAUUAUGUUCCUUCUGUAUUUCUCGCUUCCCUGUGGAAAUUGUGAAUAAAAACCCUUCUCUUUA